CGAGGUGUCUGUAUAAGGUGUAAAUACUGGGUGGUUGCCCGGCUUACCCUCCUGCGGGCAUGCUAGCGCCAUACCGAUACCUGGAGCAGUGUGUGCCUGCCUCACAUGUGAACGCACUGGCUGCUGUGUGGUUGUAUGGUGUAUUGCGAUUUUUAUGGUGUAGAAUUGUUUUAUGUAAUAUGUGUGUGUAUGACAUGUAUGUGCCGCUCAUGUGUACAGUGCUGUGUGGAGCAUGUGCACCCAGCUGUGCUGUGAAUGUGAGCCAUGCAGGUGAUAUUAACGCAUGUCUCUCUCUCUGUGCCUGUCUGGUGACGGUCUGCCUAGCAGUGUACAUGAAGGUAUUAGUUCUCACAGGCUGGAAUAUCCGGAUAUGUUGCAGCGUCAGCACAUGUUUCUGUAACAUCCUUCACUCUUGGGAUGAUGGUUAUUGUUAUCUAUCAUCCAGAAGGGGGAGACUGUGAGCCUCCCAUCAGACACCAGAUCCACCCCCCUCCUUUAACUCAUGGCAGGGAUGGCAUUGGAGGAAGCCAGCACCCCACUGUGUGGGAUCACUCCAUUGCAACAAAUUCUGGCAUCAGGAACCGGAGCACUUCUCACCUCACUAUUUGUGACCCCUCUCGAUGUUGUGAAGAUCAGGCUGCAGUCCCAGAAGAAACCAUUCUCCAAAGUAAUGUCUGUAAAGUCUCUUCCCUGGGCACCCCCCUUACGCCACCCCAAAUGGCGCUGUUUCCUGUACUGUAAUGGGUUGAUGGACCAUCUUUUUGUGUGUCAACAUGCUGCUGCUUGUAGUACAUGGUAUCGCUCACCCACCCACCUUCAUGGAACACUGGAUGCUUUUGUGAAGAUCACACGACAGGAGGGGUUAACAUCACUUUGGAGUGGCCUCCCCCCAACACUGGUGAUGGCUGUACCUGCAACCAUUAUAUAUUUCACAUGUUAUGAUCAGCUGAGGGAUUUCCUGUGUUAUGGACUAGGAUACAGUGGCAGUCACAUCCCUCUUAUUGCUGGCGCUCUAGCACGAUUGGGAGCAGUAACCGUUAUCAGUCCUCUGGAGUUGAUCCGUACUAAACUGCAGUCGCGCCAGCUCUCAUACAUGGAGUUAGGAGCCUGUCUGCGUUCUGCUGUCUUUCAGGGUGGAUGGUUGUCUCUCUGGAAGGGUUGGGGACCUACUGUGCUGAGAGACGUCCCAUUUUCAGCUUUGUAUUGGUUUAAUUAUGAGCUUGUGAAAAUGAAGCUUAGUAAGUCCUGGGGGACGUCAGAUACCCAGUUUCUGAUCAGCUUUACAUCAGGAGCCGUGUCUGGAGCUGUGGCUGCCAUUCUCACUCUACCGUUUGAUGUGGUAAAAACUCAUAGACAGAUUGAACUUGGAGACUUGGAAAUGGUAGGCUCAUUAAGACGUCCGAGAUCAUCAACAUGGGGGGCUAUGCGGAUCAUCCAAGCAGAAUCUGGAACCCGUGGUCUCUUUGCAGGCUUCAUGCCACGUGUCAUCAAAGUUGCUCCGGCCUGUGCCAUUAUGAUCAGCUCUUAUGAAUUUGGGAAAAAAUUCUUCCAACAACAAAACCAAGAAAAACGUCAAAAUCUAUGAAGUGCAAGAUCCAGAAAGGUUGAACCAAGUUCUAGCUCUCUGUAUCUGGCAUUACUCUGGGGUGUAGUGCAGUGUGCAAUAGUUCUUGGCGGAACCUAGUUCAACAAAAUUCUCUGGUUGAGUUUCUGGGCAACAGGCGGGAAUCCCCCAAACAACAAAACCAGAUUUAGAUAACUAGGAUGCUUGGCUCAACUUUUAAGCACUUAAUAUAGAAGUUGCGAAAACUGACAAGAAAUAAUAGGCCAGUAAACCAAAUCCCAAGAAUAACCUGACCAACUGUAAUCAAGUUGAUGCAGUGUAAUUUUAAAUGAUUCUGACAACACUGCAGCCCUGAACACUAGCUUCUACUCCCUCAAGAAACGUAUAUUAAGUUUUAUACAGUCUUCACAUCCUUGAAUAAUUGCCAGCUAUACACAGGCAUAAGCGGAGGCGAAACCGGAUCCGGGAACAGUGAUGUGGUUUCAAUACCACUGUAAAGUGGCAUUAAGUAGAUAAAACAAAUAUCUAUCUGUAGAGGCAUUAUGCUGCAAGAAAAGGUGAGUAUUCCCAUCACUUUUACCUGUUCAGUGGCUAGUGAAGUUUCAAAUGUGUUUACAGUGAGACCGGUGACACAGUCAAUAAGCUUUCUAUGAAUAAUCCAUUUUUCCUUAAAGGAAGUAGGUCAGUCUUACAAAUUAUGUCAUUGAUAGACUUGCUCUUAAAAAUCUAUAUAAGAUUUUAGUGGUAGGUUUACUUGUUUAUAGCCUGCAUUAUUAAUAUUCAUGCAUAAGGCUUUGUCAACGAACAACAGCUAACUACCUAAUAACAGGAAAUAAUAAACUUAAUUAAAUGUUCCCUUUAUGUGUGCAUAACUUUUAAUAAUGCAUUACAUGACACUGGGAAUAUCCUUAUAUGCAAUGAGAGCCCUUGAAAAUAUCAUUAUCUGAUAUUUUCCUCCUAAAAUAUCUAAUGCGGUCUAGGAUUGGUCUUGUAACUAUAUAGUGUUGGCUAGAGUAGUUGGAAUUCUAGAAAUGGGUCAACAAGUACAAAACUAAAGAUCGGAUCAUACUCUAGCCUACGAUUGGUAAUAUAUACAGUCAGUACUGUACUGAUUGUGUAACCAUAAUGGUUUAGAAUUUUAAUCUUUUUAAGAUGAGGGUAAAAUCUGGCUUGCAUAAAUCUGGCGCUAGAUCAUGUUGCCGGGUCACUAAGAAUCCAAGACCACCACAGCUUGGGACAUUCCGUUGGAUCACAUUUGACCAAGAUGGAGAGUAUAGAGAAUAUUCUAGUGAAAAUGGAGGACCAGAAACAAGUAUGUUUUGACUUGCUCUAGAACCAUGAAAUUGGAAGGUGCAAACAAUUAGGCAGUAGGCUGGAAAGAGAUGAAUCAAAGCACAGACACUGGACUUUCAUUUUAAAAAAUGACAAAGGCAGAGACUGAGAUACCGGACUUCCAAUGUAAUAGCUCGAUUUUAAGCCUUUCUAAUUCUAAGCUCUUUUCCCAGUAGCCUUUCUCCAAAAAAGCCUGAACUCCCAUAUCGAAGAUGGUACUGGAGCAGAAAGCAUGUCUGGAUAUCCUAGAAGUGCCUUUCACCUAUCUAUGUUAGCAGGUUUUCCUCAUCUCUUGCUGACCCUGACGGAAGAUGGCAAAAUUAGGUCAUGGACAGGGGCUAAACUAAGACUCCAUCUCAUAACUGUAAUAGAUGGACUUCAUUAGUUAUGUUUGUUCAUUCACCCUCCUCCUGCCACCUUCUUGUACUGUACUGGUGCAGUCAAAUUUGGAUACAAUUAUGAUCUAUUUCAUAAUAAUAUUUAAAGGUAUAGUCUGUUUUAGAAUCCACUUGCAGUCGUAUUUUUACACAUUCACAGAGAACAGAACAUAUAGGUCAGUGAUGGGGAACCUUUGGCACUCUAGCUGUUGUUGAACUACACAUCCCAGCAUGCCCUGCUACAUGCUGUUUGGCCAUGCUAAAGCUGUAGCAAGGCAUGCUGGGAUGUGUAGUUCAACAACAGCUGACGUGCAAAAGUUCCCCAUCACUGAUAUAGCUAUUAGAAGUAAAUACUACAUACUUGCCUAACAAUCCCCAAGUAUUGUCUCCUGUGUGAUGGUAAAAAAAACAAUUGUCACAGGCAAGCUAAAUUAUUCCAAAUAUUAGCUGCAAUUAACUGUAACUGACAAGGAGGAAUUUUGGGUAUGACAAUAUAGCCUGUCCGUUCACUGUGAAUUAGCAACUGGUUCACAGUGAAUUUAUAGGCUACGUGUUCCAAAAUGGUUGCUACAAAUCUGAUUCCUUGGUAUUGGUCAGCUUACUUGGUGUUAAUAAGUAACACUGCAUGCAUUACACUGGUUAUUGUUAUUUUUUAUCAUUUACCACAAGGAAAACCUCCAUUCUUGAUUUCUAAAUGACAUGGUGCUGCUAUGCAUUGGCUUUAAGCCUGGAAUCUACUGAAUAUGUACUAGUGGUUCUAACUGAAUAUGUACUAGUGGAUCUAAAAUAGAUUGCACCUUUUAAAAUGCGAUGACCUAUGUAUUUCACUGCCAACAUUGCAGGCAUAUCUAAUAUGGAAAGGUCUAAACUGCAGAGCAGUUGUUACAUAAGUUGGCACUUCACUGUGUGGCGAUUCCUGUGGCUAGCGUGGCAUGGGGAUAAAGCAGCAGUGAGCAUUACCAAUGUAUAGCCACCAGGCAACACUAAAUUAAUAACUGCAUUUUAUUUAAUGUAAGGCAGCAGGAGUUAGUCUAUACACAUUGAAUGCAGUCAGUGUGUGGGCUGGACCAAUAGCCUGUCAGUUUAUUAGGAACUGGAGAUGUGCUUUUAAUCAGUGUAGAUGAUGGAUACAUCGCAGCAUAAACCCUAUCUUCUAGGGUAUAUUUUCUGUUGAAUAGUUUGUUUUUAAGAGACGCUGUAGCUAAAUUAGAAGAAAUUGCUCCUUUAUGAAAAAGUACUAGUAAAUCUAGACCCAUGUUGGUAUAACUGAUAUUUUCUUGCUUUUGAGUACAGUUUGAAGAAGUAAUUGUCCUUUGUACUUCUCCUGAACAGAGCACACAACAGUACAUGAAAGUGCAAGUAAAUAAUUUUCCCCUGGCUAAUGGAAAAGAACUAUAUCAAAUACAUUUAAAUAUGUAAUAUAAAUACUUAUGGUAAGAUGGGAGUGACACUGGUUUUAUUUAGGAGCAAAAUUUAUUUUAGCUAUAUAGUUUUUCAUCUUAAUUUAGUCCAGAUGGGUGUUGUACAUGGCCUCCUCUUAGCUGGCAUAUUAACCUGUAAACCACUGUUCUGUUCCACAGGAGUGCGGAUACAAAGAUGUGUUUGUUGGUGUAUAGUGAUAUUAUACACUGAUAAUAAAACUGCACUUGAUGCAUGACGCACACAAUA
Pseudophryne corroboree (corroboree frog) is the source of this 4941-nucleotide messenger RNA. It is a transcript of the gene SLC25A39, whose product is annotated as solute carrier family 25 member 39. The record is from RefSeq and is a predicted model, not a curated record. The coding region runs from base 503 to 1585 and encodes 360 amino acids. NCBI's taxonomy places the organism in Eukaryota, Metazoa, Chordata, Amphibia, Anura, Myobatrachidae. The transcript has 13 exons. Gene Ontology annotation, cellular component: mitochondrion. Gene Ontology annotation, biological process: mitochondrial transmembrane transport.